Sphaeroforma arctica JP610 is the source of this 765-nucleotide messenger RNA. RefSeq lists its product as hypothetical. The annotation marks the transcript as partial. The record is from RefSeq and is a predicted model, not a curated record. NCBI's taxonomy places the organism in Eukaryota, Ichthyosporea, Ichthyophonida. The transcript has a single exon.
CGGAAUGUGCAUAUGUAGCCACUCUUAUGUAAAUUGUACGAUAGGUCCACUCUACAGUCCACGCUCUCAGUUGUCUGUACUCUGCAGUCAUAGACGCAAAGCUGUAAACAAUCACAUCUGCAACUGAGUUGUUUGUACGUUCGACACGCACUGAUGGAUUGAUUAUGCAGCAAGCAGUCUCGCAUACAACAGACUAUAUCAACUUGAGAACAUACUCUUCUGAGUUUGUAGAUAUAGGUUUGCCCGAAGUCGACGACCCUUUACAACACAAUGUCUCUGUGCAAUCACAACACGAUGCCCUUGUGGUGCUGUCUGAAUCUACAGAGGAGGCAGAUACAAACACCAUUUCACCUAUUCACAAUACAUGCUCUCUAAUUACGAAUAAAGUAGUACCGUUCAAACCGAACAAAUCUACUAAUAUGCGUUCACCUGUGAACAACUCCGAGUACAAUGCCGCUGCGACUUCUAAGGAGACGAGCAACAAUACACACACAAGCGAAGGUACUGUGGCAUUGAAGACCUUGAAGUCGUCUGAUCCCUUUAGCAAUGCAGACCAUGAAUUCCUUGAGGUAGCCCGCAGUGCACUCCUAUGUUCGGCUGUACCUCCGAUGAGCCAAGGCAUCCACUACGAUUUGACCGAUGACUAUGGACUAAGCACAUUUUCUGAAUACCAUCUACCUAGACAACCGUCGCCAUAUAUGCCUAGUGGUGUACGCAAGCCGACCCCAGCAAAUACGCUGACCUAUGGGCCGCAGAUUCGACAAG